AUGAACAACUUGUUGGACGUCGUCCUUGCCUUCAUAGUAAUGCUCGGUAUCGUUCAAGCUGCUGCUAGCCUCGUCGAUUAUGUUAACGUUUUAGCCGGUACUUCUAAUACUUAUGAGUUGUCUACUGGUAGCGCCACGCCCCUCAUGGGCCGACCAUUCGGCUUCAAUCAUUGGUCUGUUCAAACCGAACCCGACCAUGAUCCUAAACGCUACUUCAACCCGGCCUCGAGAAGCUUCUACGGUGUACGAUGCACUCACCAACCGUCCGUAUGGUUGGGCGACUAUGGUUAUUUUCUCGUUAAUGCUAUCAUUUCCCGUGACGAACCACAGCAAUCUGUGUCGUUCGCUCCGCUGCAGACUACUUACAAGCCACACUACUUCAAGUCAUCGGCUCUGUAUCCUGGUAACGCUGAUAUGGGUGGCGCUAGGAUUGAAAUGACCCCGACGGAACAUGCUGCAUUUUUUCGGUUUUCAUUCCCACCCAAGGUGAAUUCAGCGGUGCUCGUGAGACUAUUCGACUAUAACUCAUCGACACCAGUCGUGCUCGACAAGGAGGGUCGUUUUUCUACUCAAACCAGUGUUAACAACGGUGGUGUAUUGCCUGGGUUCGCCAUGUUUAUCAAUGGGGCAAUUGACCCACCACCUGCACGCAUGCGCAACGUAGAUGGUUCAAUCAUGCUGGAGUAUGAUGCUGCGGAAAAUAAUAAAAGACUUUCGGUACACCUCCGUAUCGCUACUUCUUUUAUCUCUAAUGAACAAGCUCAAGUAAAUUUGGCGAGGGAGUUACCUUUGUGUAAGAACUUUGAUACUUUCGUGAAGGAAGGUGAAGACGUAUGGCAAACACGCCUAAGUCUGGUUACCUAUGAUACAGUACAGCGAAACAGUAACUUUUUGAGAACUUUUUAUACCAAUUUCUAUCGAACUAUGCUGUUCCCGAGACUCCUUGGUGAAUAUGAUCAGAAUAAUCAACUCGGGCACUACAGUGUUUAUACUGGGAAAGUCGUUCCCGGCGAGUUGACGACUGACAGUGGCUUUUGGGAUGCUUACAGGACGGUUUACCUCUGGUUAAGUGUUGCCGCUCCGGACAUUCUAGAUCGUCUUUUAGAGGGGUGGGUGAAUGCCUAUAAGGAAGCUGGAUGGUUACCGACGUGGGCGUCACCUGGCCAGAGGGGCUCUAUGGUUGGCACUAUGGGGGAUGUGGUUCUUGGUUGGGCGAUAAUUGCCAACAAGACGCCGCAUUUGGCUGAUGAUAUGUACGCGGCCAUCCGGAAAGAUGCUUUUGUGGAACGUCCUAAGAACUCGCAGUUUGGAAGAGAAGGACUUAGCGCGUACUCCGACCGAGGAUACAUUCCGGUUAAAUCAAGUGUGUCCGAGGUCGUAUCGAGAGGCCUCAAUUUCGCCGAGGGCGACUCUGUGAUUGCAGCAGCAGCGUCCAAACUAGGACACUAUUCUGAUGCUAGCGUUCUCUAUGGCAGAGCUCAGAAUGCCCUGGAGAAGUCCUUCAAUACUGAGAGCAAAUUGUUCGAGCCGCUCGAAGCUAGCGGGAACUGGAUUUCUCCGUUCGACCCGUCAUUGUGGUCAGAUGAGUUCUUUACUGAGGCUUCAGCGCGCCAGUAUCGCUUCUAUGCGCCUUUCAAUGUGGAUUUCCUCAUCACGAAGUAUGGUGGCCGAGAAGCACUCUGUGAGCACUUGGAGAAUCACUUCAGUGAACAGGUGUGCCCAGUUUACACAAGCGGUAAUUUUGGUUUACUCCACGAAGAAACCGAGUUGGGACUUACGAGCGAAGAUUUUGGUCAAUAUGGUCACAAUAACCAGCCGUCCCAUCACGUCUUGGGUAUCGCUGUCGCCGCUCAGUGUUUCCACGUCGCUGAUAAGUACAUGGAAAAAGUUUUGACGGAGCUAUACACUCCUGAUGGAUGGUCCGGUGAUGAAGACAACGGUGAGAUGGCGGCUUGGUAUAUGCUUAACUCUUUGGGUUUCUACAUGAUUGAUUUUGCCAAGGACGAAUUACUGUUGUUCGCUCCCUUGGUAAAGGGAAACUACACAAUAUCAUUGCUAGGCGAGAAGACAGCAGUUCGGGUUGAGAACGUCGAUCUAACCGGUGGGCACGCGAGUAGCCGUCCGUAUGUGUGUGAAGUACGUUGGUACCCGUUGCGUGGCAAUAUCAAUGCUGCUGAGCUCGAGCUGGAUUCGGCCAGAUCUGUUCGUGGGUUGACGAGAAGACCUGAGCCUGUUGAUUAUGUUGUUCUUGAAACUCGUCGACUGGCUCGUGCUGACUUCGUUAAAGGUGGAUGUUUGGUCUAUUUCACUAGUGCAUCACGUUGUUGA
Messenger RNA from Perkinsus marinus ATCC 50983, 2328 nucleotides. RefSeq lists its product as hypothetical. Gene Ontology annotation, molecular function: carbohydrate binding; peptide-N4-(N-acetyl-beta-glucosaminyl)asparagine amidase activity. Bases 1 to 2328 code for a protein of 775 amino acids. NCBI's taxonomy places the organism in Eukaryota, Perkinsozoa, Perkinsida, Perkinsidae. The record is from RefSeq and is a predicted model, not a curated record. The transcript is spliced from 3 exons. Gene Ontology annotation, cellular component: cytosol; nucleus. Gene Ontology annotation, biological process: carbohydrate metabolic process; protein deglycosylation; protein quality control for misfolded or incompletely synthesized proteins.